UUCCGCCAUCGUAGUUGAGAUUGGCACUGCCCUGACUUGCCGCCGCGGCUGUGCUUCACCACAGACGGCCGAGCGCGUUGCUUGGCUUCGUCUCUUCGUGACUCGAGUUGUUCGGAAAUUCGUACGCGAGCUCGAGUCGACGCCGCACUCUAUCUGAUGAUACCACCCGGUGAUACUAAGUCGUAUUUGCGCUCGUAACUAUUAAACACCAUAACUGUGACUCCGAGCUUCGUGUGCUACCCCGUUAUCUCGAGACAAUGCCCCGGGAGAAGCGCGGAGCAAAGAAAACCCAGUCUGCCGCCGCGGCAAAUCGCGACAGGAAGGCGGCCGAGAAGCGCGCCAAGAAGAAGGCAGCCCUCGAGGAAGACGAACGCAAACGUGACCGCGAAGAGCGCAUGAUCGAGCUGCCUAUGCACCCCGACGACGAGCCUUUUGUGAUACGUGCUACGCAAGUGCCCCCGCCCCGUAGAAAGCGCCCUGCGAACGCCGCCUUUGACGAUCACGCUGGGGAUAGCAUCAGCGCCAGCACUCAUCGGAGCACGAGGGCCAGGCGCCGUGGCCGCCGCGACCCCGACGAGGACGUCGAAGGGGAGGUGGCCCCCAAGAGCCUCCUCCCCUGGGAGAAUGAUAAAAGGUUGGAGCAGCCUCGCUCUGCGUCCGACCUCGGCUAUGAUUCAGGCGAUGUGACUCCGGGCCUGGCCCUAGACCCGGAACCUAGCAGCAGCGGCGGCUUCACCACCGCGGUAAUGGGAGAUCUCGGCAAGCUACCCCCGGAGAUCCUGGACGAGGUGCUCCGCUGCCUCCUCGUGCACGAGGCCGACAUCCGCGUGCUGCGGGGCUGGUCGCUCGUGUACUCGCGCGGGCGGCCGAACCUGGACCUGGGGGUGCUGCGGACGUGCCGGAUGCUGCACGGGCGGGGGAUGCGGGUGCUCUUCGGCGAGAACGUGUUCGCGUACGACAUGCGCGACCCGGCGGACCACGAGCCGGCGACGGCGGCGGUGCUCGGGCACGUGUUCAAGCGCGACGCCGUGCCCAUCGACGCGUACGGUCACCUGGUGCGCCACGCCACGGUGGUCGUGCCGGCGAACCGGCUGGGCACGCACGAGCUGCGCGCCGGCUUCGCCCGCGCCGUGCGCAAGUUCCUGCCCGGCGGCGGGCUGCGCGCCCCGGCCGCCCUGCACACCUUGACCCUGCAGCUGCCUGCGCUGUCGCGCCGCCACCUCGGCCUGCCCGGCGACCCGGACGCCGUGCCCAGCUGCGACCUCGUCGGCGGCGCCGUCCGCGCCGCCCUCUACCAGCUCGACGUCCAGCACCUCCGCCUCCUCGCCCGCGACAAGGACGGCCGCACCUUCGAGCACGCCGUCGACCUGCGCCACUACCGCAGCCAGAAGCAGGAGCAGGAGCAGCAGCAGCAGCAGGCGCAGCCGCCCGAAGCCAGAGACACCGAGGAGCACCGCGCCCGCUUCGCCCGCUUGGUCCGCACCGCCAGGGCGCGCAUCUACAACCUGCCGGUCCGGCUCCAGGAGCUGGCCGUGCUCGGCCUGCCCGAGGCGAACCGCGCGCGCGAGUACUGGAGGCCGGUGGACGAGCCCGAGGGCGGCGGCGGCCGCCGGUACGUCGGGGAGCUGCUCGCGCUGCCUAGCGACUGGAGGGAGUCGGGGCAGGUGUCGCGCGGAGGGAGAUCCACGACUCCACGCCUCGCCCCCACGGCCCCGAGACCACGGCGGCCGCGACCCGACGGGGCUGGGCUGACUGAGGCGUUCCUGGAAGAGGGAGCGGGAGUCGGCGCCGGAAGCGCGGGGUCUGACUGCUCGGCGUGACGGGCCCCGACGGAGAGAGAGAGACGGAAGAGCGCGGAGGAGAACGAUGCGUGAACUGGCGAGAAGCUGUUGCGUGAGUACUAGGAGAGUUGAUCGAUGGUUUCGCGCGGGUCCCUUCGAAGUGGGACGCGGUGCUUUUGCGGCUUUGCGUAGAUCUCGCCGAUGACUAGGGCCUCGUACGGUCCGCUAGGUAGUUGAGUGCGGUGGCUUUGAUUUUAGACAGACUAGGUAAGACAGAUGUGAGCGCAAAAAAAGGAAGAAAAAGAACUUAUUUUUGGCGGAUUUCAUUACCGGCCCCUUUGACGGGAGGUGAGAAGCCUUGACUAGGCGUCGUCGUGCUCUUUUCACUAUGGUAUAUAUCAUCUUGUGACCGGCCAUUAAGAGCUCCGCCAACAUCACGGCCUCCUUGACUAGUUUUCUCUCGCCUUCGUUCUCGACAACCGGUUAUGGGAAGCAGAUAUCGUAUCGGCGAAGAGUAUAUUCGAGUUUUUCUGGUCUAUAGGUAUUUCCGAAUCGCCCCG
This is a messenger RNA of Durotheca rogersii, 2341 nucleotides long. RefSeq lists its product as uncharacterized. The record is from RefSeq and is a predicted model, not a curated record. The coding region runs from base 258 to 1820 and encodes 520 amino acids. The transcript has a single exon. NCBI's taxonomy places the organism in Eukaryota, Fungi, Ascomycota, Sordariomycetes, Xylariales, Xylariaceae.